GCUGUUUCUCAGUGGAUUGUCACCCUCUGUAAGAAAAUGUCGUCCAUCUUGCCGUUCACUCCACCAGUGGUGAAGAGACUUCUAGGAUGGAAAAAAUCAGCUGGUGGGUCUGGAGGAGCAGGUGGUGGAGAACAGAAUGGACAAGAAGAAAAAUGGUGUGAAAAAGCAGUGAAAAGUCUGGUGAAAAAGCUAAAGAAAACAGGACGCUUAGAUGAGCUUGAGAAAGCCAUCACCACUCAGAAUUGCAAUACUAAAUGUGUUACCAUACCAAGCACUUGCUCUGAAAUUUGGGGACUGAGUACACCAAAUACGGUAGAUCAGUGGGAUACAACAGGCCUUUACAGCUUCUCUGAACAAACCAGGUCUCUUGAUGGCCGUCUUCAGGUUUCACAUCGGAAAGGGUUGCCACAUGUUAUAUAUUGCCGGUUAUGGCGCUGGCCGGACCUUCACAGUCAUCAUGAGCUCAAAGCAAUUGAAAACUGCGAGUAUGCUUUUAAUCUGAAAAAAGAUGAAGUGUGUGUAAAUCCUUACCACUACCAGAGAGUGGAGACACCAGUUUUGCCUCCAGUAUUAGUGCCUCGGCACACAGAGAUCCUAACAGAACUGCCGCCUCUGGAUGACUAUACCCACUCCAUUCCAGAAAACACUAAUUUCCCAGCAGGAAUUGAGCCACAGAGUAAUUACAUCCCAGAAACGCCACCACCUGGAUAUAUCAGUGAAGAUGGAGAAACAAGUGAUCAACAGUUGAACCAAAGUAUGGACACAGGCUCUCCGGCUGAACUGUCUCCUACUACUCUCUCUCCUGUUAAUCACAGCCUGGAUUUACAGCCAGUUACUUACUCGGAACCUGCAUUUUGGUGUUCAAUAGCAUAUUAUGAACUAAACCAGAGGGUUGGAGAGACUUUCCAUGCAUCACAGCCCUCGCUCACUGUAGACGGCUUUACAGAUCCAUCAAACUCUGAGAGGUUCUGCUUAGGUUUGCUCUCCAACGUUAACCGAAAUGCUACUGUAGAAAUGACAAGAAGGCAUAUAGGAAGGGGAGUGCGCUUGUAUUACAUAGGUGGGGAAGUUUUUGCCGAGUGCCUAAGUGAUAGUGCAAUCUUUGUGCAGAGCCCCAACUGUAACCAGAGAUACGGCUGGCACCCUGCAACAGUGUGUAAAAUUCCACCAGGCUGUAACCUGAAGAUCUUCAACAACCAAGAAUUUGCUGCUCUUCUGGCUCAGUCUGUUAACCAGGGUUUUGAAGCUGUUUAUCAGCUGACGCGAAUGUGCACCAUAAGAAUGAGCUUUGUGAAGGGCUGGGGAGCAGAGUACCGGAGGCAGACAGUAACAAGUACUCCUUGCUGGAUUGAACUUCAUCUGAAUGGCCCACUGCAGUGGUUGGACAAAGUAUUAACUCAGAUGGGAUCCCCUUCUGUGCGAUGCUCCAGCAUGUCAUAGAGCCCGUCACCAGUUGAGCCCAUUGAGAGACUUGGUGUAACAACUCUUUCGUCGUAGUAUUUGUGUAUGAUCCCGUGGACUGUUUGCUAUCCAAAAAUUCCAGAGCGAAAACAGCACUUGAGGUCUCAUCAGUUAAAGCACCUUGUGGAAUCUGUUUCCUAUAUUUGAAUAUUAGGUGGGAAAAUUAGUGUCUAGAAGUGCCCUCCCCAAAAGGGGAAGAGAAGACUUAAAGACUUAAUGAUGUCUUGCUGGGCAUAAGACAGUGUCCCAAAGGUUAUUAAUAACAGUAGUAGUUAUGUGCACAGGUAACGUAUCAAGGCCCAGUGUUGCAGUACUAUGCUGUCUGUAUACAUUUUUAGUUUGCAUAAAUGAGGUGUGUGUGCUGCUUCUUGGUCUAGGCAAGCCUUUAUAAAGUUACAGUACCUAAUCUGUUAUUCCCACUUCUCCGUUAUUUUUGUGUCUUUUUUAAUAUAUAAUAUAUAUUAAGAUUUUCAAAUUAUCAUUUAGAAGCAGAUUUUCCUUGUAGAAACUAAUUUUUCUGCCUUUUACCAAAAAUAAACAAACUCUUGGGGGAAGAAAAGUGGAUGAACUUGGAAAUCCUUGACUUCCUGUGCCCAGUGGAUCUUAGCAGCCAUUCUUCCUGUGUUUAUUUCCUGCUGAACUACAUUAGAAGGAAACCUUACUGGAAACUUCCAAGCUUUCCAUCCCAUUUUUCUUGAUAAAAAACAGUAUAGAAUGAUGCCAUUGUGGUAAAUAGUUGCACUGGUGGCUGUUGGGGUGGUUAGUCCUAAGUCCAGUAAAGGUUUGUGGAGAGUAAGUUCUUUUGUUUUAUAACCAGUCUUCGUCUUCAGACUUGUAUAACCUGUUGGUCUGUUGAUUAACUUUUAUCUCACACUUGCACAAGUGGCAGUAUAAUUAUUUUCAGGGCUGUUCUAGAAUCAUCUCAGUAUGUGUUUCCUCCUUCCAAAGCCAGUCUAAUAAUAAAGUACCUUUCUGUAAAGGCAGCUGACCUUCUGCCUCAUUUCACUUAACUACCAGGUUGUAUAACAAAACGGACCUUUUGUAAAUGUAUUUGCUUCUGCAAAAGCCUAGAGUGAUACUGAGGUGUGGUCAGCAGAUAGGGCCAUCUGUUUUUAAAGUGUUUACAGAUAGAAUGCUAUAUUGCCUAAUUUCAGAAGUUUAAAGGUUGGGAGCAAAGCCGAUGAGCAAGAUUCUUAGCCUGCAGUUGCCUGUGGUCUGAGCUCUUUGACUAAUCCUGGGUGUGUGGUUCAUUGGCCUUUCUGCUCUGCAGUAAGGAGAUCCCAGCUGUUGGUCCUCUAUUCUGCAGCACACAACAAUCAUGACCAGUGUUGACUCCCUUCUUGUUUGCAAGUCCGUAUAAAUGGAAAAUACUUCCUGGUCUACUUUUUGUAAAUUUUCAUAUUUUUGCAAAUACCUUUGGUACUUACUCUUUGAAACCAUACUCACAUGUAUGUACAGGUAUCAUUUUUGAUGCUUUUCAGCAUUUGAUUGUUUUCUAUUUUAUAUUUCCCAUUUUCCUAAAUUUGUGUAUAUGUAUGUGUUUAUGUAAAUUUGGUAUAAUGAUUUUUUUAUUCAAAUAUUUAUUGUUCACCUGUUAAUGUGCCAUGGACGUCCUUAACCUUUGAGUGAAGGUGAACAAGAUAGCUGUGGUUCCUGCCUUUGCUAAGACAGCAAUUUUUUUUAACACAUACUGGGAAGGCCAUGCUUGAGCUAACACCUGACCU
This is a messenger RNA of Acomys russatus (golden spiny mouse), 3185 nucleotides long. RefSeq names its product SMAD family member 2 (gene Smad2). Gene Ontology annotation, molecular function: DNA-binding transcription factor activity, RNA polymerase II-specific; I-SMAD binding; RNA polymerase II cis-regulatory region sequence-specific DNA binding. Lineage: Eukaryota; Metazoa; Chordata; Mammalia; Rodentia; Muridae. The record is from RefSeq and is a predicted model, not a curated record. Bases 37 to 1440 code for a protein of 467 amino acids. The transcript has 10 exons. Gene Ontology annotation, biological process: transforming growth factor beta receptor signaling pathway; anatomical structure morphogenesis; BMP signaling pathway. Gene Ontology annotation, cellular component: heteromeric SMAD protein complex.